ACUGCCCCUAAAAAUAACGAAUCGAUAUUCGCUCACUGCCCCCGAAUCGUCGGCCGGUCACCUCGUACACGAACAAUCAAUUUAUUGUAAGAACGAAUUCUUUCCAUGUUUCGUCCAAGUAUUUAUUACGAACACAAGCAUAUAUAUUUUAGCGUCAACGUUAAAAAAAUUGGUAUGGACUAUCACUAGAUGUUGAGUAAGUGAAAAUAAUAAUUAAAGCGAUUCAAAACGCAUUUUUCAAACAUUCUUCUGUGGACUUUGAGUUUUAUUUUAUUUUUAUUUUGAAUAUUAAAGUAACAUUAUUUAUUCUGAGGUGCAUUUUAUAAAAAAAACAUUAGAAAUCAAAAUCAAAUACCUUCGUUAAGUAUACUUAAUGUUCCAAUGCAGUAUGCCUUAAUUUAUGUUCAGUCGUAGACAAAGUAAAACAUUGUAAAUUGUCCAAACAUUAAAAUUACCCACUGUAUAUCCGUCGACCAGUAAAGUAAUAAGUAGUUAUUUCGAUUUCAAAUAAACAUUGCUAAUUAUUAUAUCAAGCCAAUGUAAGGGAAUAGGCUUUAAAAAAUCUUUGUCGACGCGAUACGAAUUGGAGUAGUAGGAUCUAUUACGAUUCGCGUGCACACGUGUAUCCACACCGAGCGCGGUCAUAAAUAUACACGUACCCAUGUGAUGAUUACGUCAGUACCCGGUUGCAGUCUGUGCUCAUCGUAUUGCGACACUCUUCAACGAGCAGUUUCAUGUUCCAAGGUCUUUUAUGCGAGUUCACUUUUCGAGUCGAACAAUGGACUAGUAAUAUUGCCCCCUCGGGCCACGCUAGGAGCGAUACUCGCGUAACGGGAAUUUUCUCUGCUUUCCAUUUGAAAAUUGGGCUUUCCAGACCGCAGACUAGGAUUCCUUUGCGAUAGUAUCGCGGCCGAUAUCGUUCGAAAAGAUACUCGAGCGCGGAGCCUUUGCCACGAAUCGAGAAUAAAGUGAUCGAACACGAGUAAGAUCGAGAGAUCGAUAGGCAUGAUAUAUCUCUUCGAGGCACACGAUUUCAAAGAAAAAUAAAACAACCUGCACGAUAGAACAGUGCCAACAGUUUACUAAUGCGUUUUGAGUUGGAUAAAUUGUUAUUUUUGUAUAUUUAACAUUUAAUGGUUGUUUAUAACGUUGCCAACCGAAUGGGAAAAUUGAGAUUAAAUAUUCAAGUUGAACGAAAGGUGGGGUAGCUUUUAACCCACCUAACUCCAAAGAGAUAUAUCGAAUGGACACGCCUGGAAAAAUCGUCCUAUCGUGACGUGGACGGUUCGUUUUAUUUUUAACAUCUUAAAACGGUAACGGUCGAGUAACGUUCAAAUAAAGCAUGCUAAAGUGUAGUAAAGCUUUUAAUAAAUAUAAUGAGAGAAUUUGGUACAAGGGAACAUAAUGCGAGCAAAUGUUGAGAAAGGAAGAAAUAGAUCUAACUUACUAAUACUCAUAAUUUUUGUCGUGUGUGUUUUUUAAUAUAUACAAUAAUUGUUUUCUUCAAUUGCAACAACAAAUAAUUCCUCAUUUACAUUAUACAACCAUACCUGUAUACCUGUGACACCCUGAUACAUAAAUGUCACACUUCUUUUCAAACAUCUACAUACCUCAAACGAGUGCAGUAUAUAUCUGUCAUUGCUUGGAAGGUCAGUUUCUUAUCUUUACAUUUUCAUUCUUAUUACAUACAUUCCUGUCUCUAUGUUCCGUUCAUUUUUAUAUCUCUGUUAUCCUUCCGGAAGUUUUUCCUAUAUUCCUACACCUCCGAAGGAGGCCACGCUUUCAUACUCUCCAUUAUGAGCUCUGAGUGAGUUCACUCCAAUUAAAGAAAUCAAACCCACGUGUCUAUUGUUCGUUACAGAUCGCAAACACUUCCGUCAAAUCCCGAAGCUGAUAUCCAAUCAAAAACGUUCAAACACCAGUGAAAACCUUCCCAAAACGUACCCAUUCGAUUAAAAUUCCGCUAUCAACGAAUACUAACUCUCCCGAAAGGGGGAAAAGGCGAAUUGCACCUGUUGUCGUUCGCACCGAGGAUAUAGACCUUCACGGACCGCUAGAUUUAAGCGUCUUCAUCCGAAAUUGAAAAUCUUGGAAGAGGACGAAAAUUUUCUCGGGUAAUACAAUGUCGAAUCUGAAAUGCGUAAAAAAGAAGCAGGGUUAGGUCGCCGGGGGAGGGGCAAAAGGGAAGGUCCCUUCUUCUCGCGAACGUCCGAUCAGGCUACCGAGAAGCAACCCCUUGUAAACGGGAGGGUUCAGGGUGGAUAAAGCUGCUGGGUACGCCGGUGGUAAGGGGUUCGUGGCUAGGGAGGGUGCCAGCGAAUGGAGGGGGAGGGGGGUGUCUGCUUCUGCGAAUGUGUUCGCGGAUGCGGGAUGUGUGUGUGUGUGUGUGUGUGCGUGUGUGUGUGCGUGCGCCAUACGCUCAGGGAACAGUUGAUGUUAGAAAGAGAGAAAUGAGACAGACGUUUCGGUAUGGUACAUUGAGCGAGACAAGGAUGAGGAAUUGAAUGAAGAGAGAAACUGAUAGAGAGACAGCGGGCGUGGGAGAGGGACAGAUAACGGGAGGGAGAGAGAUCGAAAUAUGUGAACAGGAGAGGAAGAAAGAGAUGGAUAAUGAAGAGAGAGGUCUCUCCCCAUGAUACGCGUACACACAUCCUGGUCCCUUAUUCCCCCGUACGUGCGAAGGGGGUUUCGAGAGACCAGCAACGGUGGAGCCACGACGACAACGAGCCACAACCACGACGGCGAACACGACUACUACGACACCGCGUGGGGGUUGCACGAAGACCCCCUGGUGGGGUUCUGGCUGCCGACCCCACAGUCCCCCGCUGGAAAUGAUAUCAGUCGCGACUCGGUCGAGGGAGCCCCAGCACGCGCGUGCCCCUUGCAGAGUGAGCUCAGCUCGCUUGCUCGAUUCUCCAACUCGUCAGUUACGUUCGCGUUAGAUUUUUCCACGACGGUGAGUGUUUUCGCACGAAAUACUUGCUGUUCCAUCCGGGGGGGCAGAGAAAAGGGUGUACACACACGGUGGUCGUGAAGGAAGGAACGAAACAGACGUCGACACGGUGUAAACGUCAGUCUACCCCGAGCUUUUUGGGAGCGUGCUCUUACUGGUUGAUUCCGGUGGCCCGUCGCGGCGAGAACGAUUUUUAAAAACUUUUACCCAUUGGAGGAAAUCGGAAGAGGUGACUCAACGUGCUAUAAUAAUGGGCGAGAAGACGUUCAAUCUCACGUGGAACAAUCACCUGGCGAAUUUGUCUGGAUUAUUUGAAGGACUGUAUAAGAGUGGUUCUUUGACCGACACGACCUUAGCUUGCCAGGGUGGCAUGCUGAGAGCACACAGAUUAGUGUUGGCAGCAUGCAGCCCUUACUUCGAGCGAGUUUUUAAAGAGCACUAUGGCGAGCAACCGAUUCUCAUUUUAAAAGGGGUGGCGGUGGAAGAAAUGGAAUGCCUCCUAGACUUCAUGUAUCGAGGCUCCAUCGAUGUCGCCGAGGAGCACUUGCCCUCCCUGAUAAAGACUGCGACGGACCUAGAGGUUCGAGGUCUGUCGGGUGACCAGAGGAACCAGGAAAGCACUCGUAGCCCGUACACCAGAGUCGAGACCCGAAUGCAAUGGCGUCACAUAGAAACCAGGGUCCACACGACCGAAUACAUGAAAGAACCGUCAGUCAUCCCGUUUUUACCCAAACAGUCUUCCGUAGAGUCGUUGGAAGAUCACAUCAAAGUUGAAGAAAUCGAGGUAGAGGACGAUCCAAUGGUGAUCGACGGUCACGAGGAAUCGUUCGACGAACCUGUGCGAACUUCGGAAACGCAAAUCAGGCGCAUGCCACCGCCAAUGUACAAACGGGAGACGAGAUUCAAGGGCCAAAAAAGAGUCUCUGUUGGACGGCCCUCGAGAAGCACCGAGUCACAGGAAUACAAAUCGAAGGAACGGGCAACCCUAAAAGAGGACUCCGCGAGAGAUGACAACUACGAAGAUUCCUCGAGCGCGUCUAAAUUCGACUCGAGUUACAACGGAUCCACAGAUCCCACGGUACCAGACGUAGAGAUGAACGAAGACUUACAAGAACGAGCUGAGAGUCUGGAUUCGUCGAAGAGCGCGGACGAGAGUUCCAGGUUAACGAUGAAGAAGAAGAGCGACGGUCCCUCGAAGAGGACAAGCCUGCACGAUGGGAAAGAGUCCACCAGGCCCAUACUGGCCAAAUCCGACAGGGCGCAAUACAAACCUUUCUCCUGCGACCUUUGCACUCUGGCCUUCACGAGAGCCUCCCACCUGGCUAGACACAGGAGAGUCCACACGGGCGAGAGACCGUUCGCCUGCAGCAUCUGUCCGCGGAUGUUCGCCAGGCAGGACAAGCUGAAGCAACACGUGGACUCGCACAUGCAGUGGCCGAAGAGGAAGAGCAGCCUGUCCAGCACGAGUUGCCAACCGACGAUUUCCCCACCUACUAAAGGAAAGAGGGGCAGACCACGAAAGGUGAACCUAGAACAAUCAGCCAUGGAGGAGAUACUGAAAUUUGGCGAGUUUAGUUCAUUGCUGAACAAAUCUCAUUCGGCGAAUUCGACAGUGAAAAGCGAGGAUUUCACGAUGGACGAUAAGGAGGAGAAGGUCGAAGGUCGAAAAAAAGUUGUCGACGAGCAAAUGGACGAAGAUAAAGAAAAGGACACGGACACAGAUACGGACAAGGAUAAGGAUAAUUACGGUGAUCAGAGCGGAAACGGUCAGGACGAUAGCGUUUAAUCGAUUCUCCUCCAUAAAUCUCUUCUGUAAUUUCUGAGGAAGUGUUUCUCCACGAGUGAGAGGAUUAUAUUCAAAAGAAUGAGAGAAAACUUCGAAUUUUCAUCGAUCGACGACGCGAUCCAGGGGCAAACCAGGUAAAUGGAGAAGACUUUUUUAUUCACCUUCAGUUCCUCGUUUUCUUGAAUCAAAUCUGUUGUUUCCUCUGGUACCAGACCAGUUCCGUUCAAUGAGAAGCUCGCCGUAAUCCCACGAGCCCUGGCACGACUAUCCCAUUGGUCGCCCUGACCUCGCAAAACUCGAAUCACCUGAAAUCGAACAGAAUAGUUUUACACUACAAAAUCCCUUGAAGUAAUAUGGAUUACCUUGGGUCCGAACACGAGAAAGACGGUUACAGAAGUGGAAAGUUGCGUACGCAGGAACCCCAGCAGAUACUUGAUAUCCGGUCCGGCGUGAGGAAAAAUGAAAAGGCUCAGCUAUGUUGUAAAUUGCAUAGCUUAUCAAACGGGCCUCGUUGAAGAGACUUUCUGCGUUGCGAACGUUGUAACAUACUUUGAUGCCCCACGCGAGGAACAGGAUUUCUCCUUUAAAAAAAGGCCGUGUAGGAGAUGCAGAAACCAAGAUGUCUGGUCCACUUGGUGGCGACGCAGGAGUACAUAUCCAAGACGGGAAAUAUGGCGGCCAUCUGAUUGGUUAACAGUAUGUUUGCAUCAAUAUAUAUCGUGUAUAUAAUCACGAUGUUGUAAUAUUGUUAUUUGUGGUGGAGAGAAUUGCAAGAAAAUAUUAUACGUACCUCGAGGUACAUAAUAGCACAACCUAAAA
Molecule: messenger RNA, 5558 nt
Organism: Hylaeus anthracinus
Lineage: Eukaryota; Metazoa; Arthropoda; Insecta; Hymenoptera; Colletidae
Product: zinc finger and BTB domain-containing protein 14-like
Exons: 10
Coding region: 3204-4739 (511 amino acids)
Biological process (GO): regulation of transcription by RNA polymerase II
Cellular component (GO): nucleus
Molecular function (GO): protein binding
Source: RefSeq, a predicted model, not a curated record